AUGGAGGAAUCCGAUCAGGAUAACGCGCUGACAAGGCGCCAAGCCCUCUUCAACAAUGCCGCAAGCUCCGACAUUCGAGUUGAUUGCGGCAAUUCCGGCAUUUUCAACUGUCACAAAGCAAUUCUGAKCCUCAGUUCUGGUUAUUUCGCCAGAGAACUCUUGGAUGCCCCCUCUUCGUACAUAAUCGAGGAUAACAAGCUAUCUCUGCGGGACGAUCGGGGAGGCUGGCUUUCCUAUAACAUGCUUCAACACAUUUACGGCUUGGAAGUUGAGAACAAAGAGAUGAUCGAAGAGGCCAUUAAGUUCGACGAUGACCUCGUAACCGUCGCCAAGUAUUACGAGGUGAUCUCUCUCUACGAUCUCGUCAAAACCAGGAUGACCGAMCGACUGAGAGCUGCAGUUGGAACAGAGAGCUWCGCCGAACAAAUGACAAUCAUAUACGGUGAUUGCGACAACGACUUUGGCGUGGUGGCGGCGGAGUCCUGCUUGGAGGAUCUCGAGAAACACCUGGCCGACGCGGAGUUCAAGCACUUGCUCCAAGAUGUUCCAAGAUUGGCGGCCGAUUUGGUGCGGAUUUCGCUUAAGCAGGAGCCUGAAUGA
Molecule: messenger RNA, 600 nt
Organism: Ramularia collo-cygni
Lineage: Eukaryota; Fungi; Ascomycota; Dothideomycetes; Mycosphaerellales; Mycosphaerellaceae
Exons: 3
Coding region: 1-600 (199 amino acids)
Molecular function (GO): protein binding
Source: RefSeq, a predicted model, not a curated record